Molecule: messenger RNA, 3564 nt
Organism: Pseudozyma flocculosa PF-1
Lineage: Eukaryota; Fungi; Basidiomycota; Ustilaginomycetes; Ustilaginales; Ustilaginaceae
Exons: 2
Coding region: 1-3564 (1187 amino acids)
Biological process (GO): phosphate ion transport; cellular response to phosphate starvation
Cellular component (GO): plasma membrane; Golgi apparatus; cytoplasm
Molecular function (GO): inositol hexakisphosphate binding
Source: RefSeq, a predicted model, not a curated record
AUGAAGUUUGCACGAUACCUCGAGGAAAACACUGUGCCAGAGUGGAAAAAGGUCUACAUCGAGUACCGCGGCCUCAAAAAGCUCAUCAAGCGCGUCGCAGAGCACAGGCAGGCCCGCCUCCAGUACGAGCAACACCUCGGCCUCCACGACAACGACAACGACCAGCACCACGGCUACUCGGCCAGCGGCACAUCGACCUCCCACAGAGAUGCAGAUGCCCUGCGAAGGCGCAACAACAACAGCAACAGCCCCGGCAGCGGGGCAGACUACUCGUCCAACGACGACGCUACCCUCGCACCUCCACAUCCGGGCACCAGCCUCGCAAACAGCGACGGCAGCAAGCAACGCAGCGACUAUGGCGGUGUCGCGCGGCGCUCCGAUGCCGCUGCCAACGUCGGCGACGACGCUGCUCCAUCCGGCGUCCGGCUGCCCCCCGUUUCCUUGGUCGGCACAAACCUCCGCCUAGCGGGCAGCGACCCCAACGUCGUCGAAGAGGGCCUUCUAGACGACCAGGACGAGGUGCCCGAUCUAGAGGCCCAGGUGCCCAAGGUGGGCAGCAUUGGCAAGGGCGCAGCAGACGUCAGUCGCAAGGCGUCGGGCCACAGCCUCACUCGCGACUCGCUCACCGUCGCCGAUGGUCGCACCGGCAGCGGAGCCGGCGGAAGGGGCCCGUCGCCAGAGCCUGACUCCGAGCGCCGCAGCGAGCAGCAACGGCAGCAGCAGCACCAAGGGCAGAGCCAAGAGUCGUCGCAGCAGCCGCAGCAGCCGCCGAGACAAGACUCCUCGCCAAAACGCCAGCAACCGCCGCAAGAGGCGCCCUCUACAGCACGGCCGCCGCCAUCUCCACGGAAGCCGCAAAAGAGCGGCUCGGCCACCAAGCUCAAGGCGAAAAAGGUCAAGCACGCCUACCCGACCACGCUCGACGACCUCAUCGCCAGCGCCUUUGACGCCGAGGAACGCAAGAUGUUCCAGGCGUGCGACGCCGAGCUGGAAAAGAUCACCGUCUUCUACGCCGCUCGCGAGCUCGACGCGGCACACAAGUACGCCCAGCUGGCGAGGCAGCUGCAGGAGCUGGCCGAACACCGCCGCGAGUACCGCGCGCGCCACCGGAUCGCCAAGACCGAGAACCCGAUCGCUGGCCGCGCCCGAAAGCGGCUCAGCCAGAUGUUUGGCGCGUUGCCGCCGUCGGUGCGGGAAUCGGUUCGGCCCAGCGGCGAGAUGAGCCGCGAUGGUGCGCAGGCGGACGGGCUGGCGGCGACGAGCAACGACGGCCGGAUCUCGCAGAGCGGCGACCGCGGCAAGAUGUCGAUCGACGGCCAGCUGUCUGCCUUCGAUGCCGCGACCACCACCGACUCGAAGCACGAGCUGAACGGCAAAGCUGCGGCGGCGCGGUCGUCCGGCUUCGACGACGGCGCCAGCGGCAUCGAGGACGACGAGGGCCAGCGGCGGCGCGAGCAGGCGCUUGCCAAGAUGCAAAAGAGCCUGCGCGGCUGGGACGACGAGACCGACCGCGCCAUCCGCCUCCAGAACCGCGCCGCGGCCAUGAGCCACAAUCCCGAGGCCUACUACGCCGCGCGCAAGAAGCUCAAGGCGGCGGUGCUCGAGUACUACAAGUUCCUUGAGACGCUCUCCAACUACAGGAUCCUCAACCGGACCGGCUUUGCCAAGGUGAUGAAGAAGUUCAGCAAGACGACGGGCGUGCCGUGCGCCGACGCCUACUACGAGGCGCGGGUUGCGCCGAGCGUGCUGGUGACUUCGAAGCGCCUCGACAACCUGAUGAAGAGCACCGAGGAGAUCUACACGGCCUACUUUGAGCACGGCAACCGCAAGGAGGCGCUCAACCGGCUGCGGACGCGCGACGAUACGACGACGCACCACUUUAGCGUGUUCCGGAGCGGCCUGUACCUGGGCAUCGCGCUGUGCGCCACCGUGGGCGGGCUGGUCGAGGCCAUGAAGCCCGAGGUGCAGCGGCGGAUCCCGCAGUGGCCGGCGCUGCUGCGCGUCUACGGCGCCGAGUUUAUCCCGACGCUGUUUGCGCUGCUGUUUGGGCUCAACCUGGCGUGGUGGCACGAGGUGCGCAUCAACACCGUCUUCAUCUUUGAGUGGGACGUGCGCCACACGAUGGACCACCGCCAGUUUUUUGAGAUCCCGGCGCUGCUGAUGCUGCUGCUGUCGCUCUGCUUCUGGGUGUCGUUCCUGGACCCGUUCCCGUCGGCCAUCGCCCCGACGACGUGGCCGACGGUGUGGCUCGUCAUCUUUGUCGUGGUGCUGCUCAACCCGCUGCCCAUCCUCUACCGCCAGAGCCGGAUCUGGUUUGUUCGGUCGCUGCUGCGCGUCUUUAGCGCCGGCUACAAGCGCGUCGAGUUCCGCGACUUUUUCCUGGGCGACGAGCUCAACAGCAUCGCGUGGACCAUCUCGAACCUGUGGUACUUUGGGUGCGAGUGGCGCCACGACUGGGCGGUGCCGGACCGGUGCGCGCCCAACUCGACGUUCUGGACGGCGGCGCUGCUGAGCGUGCCCGCGGUGCUGCGGCUGGGCCAGUGCGUGCGGCGCUGGGUCGACAGCGAGCGGCGUACGCACCUGCACCUCGUCAACGCGGCCAAGUACUCGAGCGCGGUGCUCAACAACUUUUUCUACAUCCGCUACCGGCGCAACGGCUCGCAGUGGGGCAGCGGCGACAUGGCGGCGUGGCUGCUCUUUGCGAGCAUCUACUCGGUCUUCCACGUCUCGUGGGACCUGCUCAUGGACUGGUCGCUGCUGCGGCGGCGGUCGCGCCACUUUUUGCUGCGCGACGAGAUCUCGUUCCCGCAGGGCGUCUACUACGCCUUUAUGGCGGUCGACGUCGUGGUGCGGUGCAACUGGUUCAUCUACCUGCUGCCGGGCCCGGCGUCGGUGACGCUGCGCAGCUUCCUGGCGGCGCUCGUCGAGAUGGUGCGGCGGGCGUGCUGGAACGUGCUGCGAGUGGAAAACGAGCAGAUUGGCAACACGGACUCGUUCAAGAUUGUCCGCGACCUGCCGCUGCCGUACCAGCAGAAGCGGCACCGCGACGGCGGCAGCGGCGGCGGGGACGGAGGAUCCGACGAGGGCGACGACGACGGCGGAUCCGAGACCGAGAAGCGGUACAAGGAGGGCAUCUUUGCCAGCAUCCGGCUGUCGAGCCUGGGGCGCAAAAAGUCGAGGAUCGCGCCGCCGACGAGGCCCGAGCUGGAUACGGCGCCGGUGCAGGGCGAGGUGGUGUCGCCGCUGCCGCCCUCGACGCCGCGCGGCGACGGCAACGGGUCGACGUCUCCUCGCAGCCGCGUUGCCGGCGACGACGACGACGACGCGGAGGGUGGUGAUGCAGCGGCAACGACGACGACGACGACGGGGCGACCUGCGGGCAAGCAGCGGACCAAGAGCGAGACGAUCCUGGAGCGGCUGCGGGACAGUCUGGUGCCGGACUCGAAGGUGUACGGCGAUCGGCUCGACGAACGUGCGGCGACCAAGGGCAGGACUGGGCGGGACUACACGCCGCGGGAGCUGGCGGACAGCGAUAGCGAGAGUGGCACCGACGAGGCGACGUGA